Molecule: messenger RNA, 5148 nt
Organism: Achroia grisella
Lineage: Eukaryota; Metazoa; Arthropoda; Insecta; Lepidoptera; Pyralidae
Gene: S1P
Product: membrane-bound transcription factor site-1 protease
Exons: 20
Coding region: 140-3256 (1038 amino acids)
Biological process (GO): proteolysis
Cellular component (GO): Golgi apparatus
Molecular function (GO): serine-type endopeptidase activity
Source: RefSeq, a predicted model, not a curated record
UCAUAUUGUUUAUAACAAUUAUGCUUGUGAUAUACUGUAGUAGUCCGCAAAUAAAUUUUAUCUUUUAUCACCAAAAACAUUGACUUACUGAUUUAUCGAUCAUGUUUAAUGGCAUUAUUUGGUGAAGUUUUACGUGAGGAUGAUGCAUAAAAAUGUAGUAUUAAUCGCAUUUCCAAUUAUAUUGAUUUUUGCCAAUGAGCAUUUACUUGUUGCUGCAUCAUGUAAUCUUUCCAAUUCUACUUAUGUUGAAUACAAGUACAAUACAGAUGUGGUUGGCAGUGAACAUAUUAUUACGUUUAAGGGAUAUUUCUCAAGAUCUACCAGAGAAAACUAUGUAACCGCGGCCUUGAAAAAUGCUGGGGUAUCAAAUUGGACAUUAUUACAACGAAAUAAUCCAGCUAACGACUAUCCAAGUGACUUUGAUGUGAUCGUGUUAGAGGAGAAUGGAUAUCGUGCGUUGGAUGCUCUACGAGAUCACCCAGCAAUUCGUCGUGUCACUGUUCAAAGGCAGGUUCAACGGACCAUAAAAUAUAUCAAAGAGGACGAGUGUGGACCUGCUGGUUGUUUAUACGCAGGUUGGCGUAAUCAUCGAAUUCGCGCCUUACGUUCACUUAGAAAACCACGUGAGAAUGGUGGCUACAAUUCUCGCAGGUUACUAAGAACAGUUCCACGCCAGAUAACGGCAGUAUUAAAAGCAGAUGUACUUUGGUCGCUCGGUGUUACAGGAGAGGGGGUUAGGGUAGCAGUGUUUGACACAGGACUGGCCCGACAUCAUCCGCAUUUUGGCCGGGUGCGUGAACGCACAGACUGGACUGGAGAAAAUACUCUGGACGAUGCUCUUGGUCAUGGCACCUUCGUAGCUGGCGUCAUAGCUUCGCGGACUGAUUGUCUAGGUUUCGCUCCCGAUGCCGAUUUGCAUAUAUUUCGUGUGUUUACUGAUAACCAGGUAUCAUACACAUCGUGGUUCCUGGAUGCCUUUAAUUAUGCAAUAAUGCGUAAGAUCGACGUGUUGAAUCUCAGUAUUGGGGGUCCUGAUUUCAUGGACCACCCAUUUGUCGAUAAGGUCUGGGAAUUAAGUGCUAAUAAGGUCAUAAUGGUAUCAGCGAUAGGCAACGAUGGACCCUUGUACGGGACUCUUAACAAUCCAGCGGACCAGAUGGACGUAAUCGGUGUUGGUGGGAUUGGGUUCGACGAUCGCAUUGCGAAAUUCUCAUCCCGUGGGAUGACUACGUGGGAAUUGCCGCAUGGCUAUGGCCGCAUGAAACCUGAUAUAGUGACAUACGGCAGCGGUGUCCAGGGAUCAAGUGUUACUGGAGGUUGUCGAUCUUUAAGCGGUACAUCGGUGGCAUCCCCUGUAGUGGCUGGUGCCAUAGCAUUGCUAGCUAGUGGUGUUCCACGACAUCACUUAACUCCAGCGUCUGUCAAGCAGGCCCUGUGCAUCACGGCUCGUCGACUAACCAACUAUAACAUGUUCGAACAGGGACACGGAAAAUUGGACCUUAUUAGUGCUUAUCAGUUCCUCAGAGAAUACGAACCAAAGGCAAGUUUGAGCCCUCCAUAUAUUGAUUUGACAGAGUGUCAGUAUAUGUGGCCAUACUGCACCCAGCAGUUGUACUACAGCGCUCAGCCCACCAUAGCCAAUGUUACAGUUAUUAAUGGUCUCGGUGUCUCUGGACAUGUGAAAGAAGUAACCUGGCAUCCUCACCUACCGCACGGCGGGUUGCUCUCUGUGUCUGUUGAACACAGUCAGAUAUUGUGGCCGUGGUCCGGUUGGUUGGCGCUCAGUUUCAUGGUACUGGAAGAAGGAGCCACUUUUGAUGGAGUUAUUGAGGGCCAUAUAAAUGUGACGAUUGAAAGUCACGGCGAAUACGGGGACAAGACCAUGCGUAAUGCGACACUGAUGCUACCGAUACGAGCACGAGUGAUUCCGGUGCCAGUGCGUUCACGGCGACUGUUAUGGGAUCAGUUCCAUAGCCUGCGCUAUCCUGGGGGCUACUUCCCCCGGGACGACUUAAGAGCUAAACACGACCCUCUGGAUUGGCACGCCGAUCACGUACACACCAACUUUAGAGACAUGUAUCACCGCCUCCGUGAGCACGGAUAUUAUCUUGAAGUUAUGGGUACACCUUUAACCUGCGUCGACACAUCUCUAUAUGGAGCUCUUCUACUCGUGGAUCCCGAAGAUGAAUAUUUUCCUGAAGAAAUGGCCGCAUUGAAAAAGGCUGUGGAUUCCGGACUUUCGCUGGUUGUAUUCGCUGAUUGGUACAACGCUUCGUUACUGCGGCACGUGAAGUUUUAUGAUGAAAACACACGACAAUGGUGGAUACCGGAAACUGGUGGCGCAAAUGUACCAGCAUUGAAUGAUCUUCUGAGUAUGUAUCAGGUAGCACUAGGAGAUCGCGUGUUUGAAGGCUCGUUCAAACUGGGUCGACACCCGAUAUACUACGCAAGCGGGACUCAUAUUCACAGCUUCCCUCAGCAUGGCGUCAUAAUUACAGCACCAUUGAGUGAUCAGGGGCAACAGAUAAUGUCGAAAGAAAAGCCUAGUGGGAAUCGAGCGGCAGACGGGGCACCGACCGUUGAUGUGCCUAUAUUGGGGCUAUUGCAGACCGGUAGCCAGAGAAGUAACUACACUAAUACCACUAUGGAAAAAUUACCACGGGCUGGUAGAUUGGUUGUAUACGGCGACUCUUCAUGUCUGGAAGGCGGGGCGGCCCAGCCCUGCCAUUGGCUGCUACUGGCGACUCUGCAGUAUGCCCUUGUGGGUCACCUCCCUUCGCCAUUGAAGGAAGCUGCCACACCACCGCAACAUCGGGUUCGAGAUGUACACAUUAUACCUUCAGAUUUGCCACAACGUGCCGAAGGAGGCCGUUUGCACAUGUACUCGCGGGUGCUCUCGCCGGAUGGCAGUGGACCCAGGCCUGUGCCUGAUUGUGGAAAAAAGCCAGCGCUCACACCACAUCCUGUACAGGCACCUCUGGCCGCCCGCAACCUCGCACCCAGGCGCCAGCCGACUGACCCCAAAAGCAUUGGUGCUCCAGAUAUCGAUGGUACAGAACCAGCGCCACGUGCAUGGCGCGGAGCUGGCGCGGCGCCGUCACGUUCUCAUCCGGAAUCUGAACCCACGUCCUCCUCAACUACCAGUCGUGCCAUCAGUCUGGUCGCCUUGUUCGGUAUCAUCUACUUUCUCACCACAAUCUGGAAACGGUGCGGCCGGAAACUUCGAAGACGCAGACUCAUGGCGCUGGCCACCUAGCAAAAACUUACACACAGUCAGCAGAAUGAUGCUGAGUGUGUGUCAGUAGAUGGAGCCAUCGAUUUCUUAACUAAUGUGACUCUCUUUAUCUUGUAUUGUCAAGACGUUCUGGACAAAUACUUCUCUGUCUAUUUGGUGUCUACCAAAAAUGUAUUAACUAAUCGAUUACGACGGAAUGUUACCUAAGAUUGUUACGUAGGAUUGGUAAUGUUUUUGUUUAUUUUUCAACACACUUGCUCGUGGAUCUAAUUUCACUGGUUUUCGAUAUAUAAAGCAGCGUUUAAGAUGCGCGUGAGUUAUAAACGCAACUAGUGAAGUUGUAUACCAUAACCGCACUUGAAAUGGUGUGCAUUACAGUUUUAUGGUUGAGUUUAUUUCAAAUGAAGUGUGUUGAAAAACAUCGUCAGCAAAACAUCGCAGGAUAUACGUGCGUAUUUAACAAACUCCGCCUUCGGAUCGGCCUGAAAUUGCUCCUCGUGUGCUAUAAGUUAUUUAUGACGCACUUGAAUCGUAAUAUACUAUUAAUCAAAUAAUAUUGGUGAUCCAAAUAUUGGCAUGGACUACUCAAAAUUAAUUUCUUCCAUGGAUGUGCAAUGUAUUCAUACCAUUGGUGUAAUAUUAUAUAUUAAUUCAUGUCUAUUAAUGCACUUGUCUACUUAAGACGCACUUGUUCUCUUUCACUACAAUCAACCAUAAGAAAGGAGCAUAGUAAUAUAAUUAAUAUGUCUGUGUUUAAUGUAAUUAUUUACAUUAAUAAUCCUAUAUAUAUUAUUGUUAAUUAUGGAUUUCGUUUCGAAAAUCAUAUAUUUCUAAUGAUAGCAUAUCCUUAUAAUUAUAUAAAACGUGGGUAAUCAAAACAUUCUUAAAAGAAUGGAUGUUUUUUUACAAUCUUAAAUAAUUUACGAUAAAAUUAUGACAAUGGAUGUAAAAAAUCUUAAAAUAUAAUUAUAUAUGCAUUUAUUAUUUUAGGUUAAUUACUUUAGUAUUAGAAUUUACAAAUAUAAGUCGUUUAGAUACAACGUGCGUACGUUAUAACUGCGCCUCUUUCAAAAUCCUCACAUUAUAGGAAAACUUUAAAAAUUCUAAUGUCUAGGUUUCAUUACUAAUAAUUGUAAUGUUUUUGAUGGUGUAAUACACUAGGCGAGACACAUUUAAUAAAAGCGAUUGUAAAAUACCAAAUAAAUUUGGCUAGUGUUUGACAGUUUAUAUAUUUAAUUCUCAUCAUGUAGCGAUUUAAUAGAAAUAAUAUCAACGAUGGUGUGUACUUUGUACUUAAUUACUGUAAGUUGUACAUCAUUGUAGUUGUCUCGAUAUCGAAAACUAAUUUGUUGGAUUGUAUAGGAAUAUUAACGAUAUAAUAUGGGUGCUUCAAAACAGUUUUAUUGAAAUUAUGAAUUUAAAUUGAUUGUAUUCGUAUUGUAAUAUAUAUAUGCCGCAUGUCUACUUAACGCUAAUUACGGAUUUUACAUGUUGGACAUGUUUUUUUACAUGUCUAAUUGUGGCUACAACGAUUAUAGACGAAAAAGACGUCGCAAACACUUUUAACGAUAAUUAAGCUAUGAAUUCAGCUGUGUAAGUAAAUGGUCAAUACAUUUUUAAUUUGCUCAAAAACUGUAUGCAAUAUUUCUAAAUGUAAUUUAUUUUAUGUAUAUUAGGGCUUUUUGGCCUAAAAACUGCAUUUUUUUACGAAAUAUGAAAUCACUUCUCACAAUAUGUUUGGUAUAAACAUAGGUACGUGUUUUGAAAAUUUAUAAAUCAUGUAGCUAUACUCUAUAUACCUGUAUAUGUUCGUAAUCAAUAUGGAAUGUGAUUUUAGGAUAUCGAUAAGUAAUGAUAAUGAUGCAUGUAUAAUAUGGAAUUGUAGUAUUGAAAUGGGGAAAAAGUAGUUAGAA